Molecule: messenger RNA, 837 nt
Organism: Ostreobium quekettii
Lineage: Eukaryota; Viridiplantae; Chlorophyta; Ulvophyceae; Bryopsidales; Ostreobiaceae
Source: the annotation of a GenBank genome assembly
AUGGCCCACCCGGCCAUCGGCCCCGCGGCGCCAGAAGCCCGCCCGCCCGCCACGCCAUGCCGCCACGCCGCCCCCAAGUUCGGCCAUUCGAUCGGCGCCGGGCGUCGGGGCCGGGCGAUGCCGGCGGCGGCGGGCCCAUCGGAUGUUUUCGCGCUGGACCUCGACGGCGUGCUGGUGGACUCGGCCCCGGAGAUCGCCUCAACAGGAUAUGGCACUGCUGCUGCCCUUUGGCCUGAUGUUUUCGAGGGUGCCGACGAUCAGUCAAAGGAGAGGGUCAAGCAAGAGCUGAAUAAGCUGCGUCCACUGAAGACCAAUGGCCAUGAGGAGGUGCUGAUGGCACGGCUACUUAUGGAGGCCCCGCAAAAGGCAUCAGAGAUCGCUGAGGACUGGCCGGCAGUGCACGACGCUGCCUUGGCAGAUCUGGGGUGGACGCCAGAUGACCUUCAGGCAGAGUUUCUGAAAUUCAGGGAAGCCCAGAAGGCCAAAGACUUGGCUGGUUGGCGCCGGCUGAAUCAACCCUACCCUGGCAUCAAAGAGACCCUAAUGUACUGCGAGUUCCCCUUCUACAUUGUGACCACCAAGCCCCCAGCAUCGGCUGCAGGGCUCCUGCAGGACAUCCUUGGCCUCAGCAUACCUGUGGACUCGCCAAGGCUUAUUGCCGGCCUGUAUCCCCCAGGGGAAGCUAAGGCACGGGCCCUCAGGGAACUGGGGGAGCGCCCAAUGUGCAAGGAGCCUGGCGUGAGACUGCAUUUCGUCGAUGACCGUCCAGAGACUGUCGAGCUCAUGAGUACUGCUGAAGACAUGGCCAGAUGGAAUCUGUACUUUGCGGACUGGUGA